Messenger RNA from Amblyraja radiata (thorny skate), 2182 nucleotides. Its product is annotated as mitogen-activated protein kinase kinase kinase 11-like. Gene Ontology annotation, cellular component: centrosome. The transcript has 3 exons. Bases 1343 to 2182 code for a protein of 279 amino acids. Gene Ontology annotation, molecular function: JUN kinase kinase kinase activity; protein binding; ATP binding. Lineage: Eukaryota; Metazoa; Chordata; Chondrichthyes; Rajiformes; Rajidae. The record is from RefSeq and is a predicted model, not a curated record. Gene Ontology annotation, biological process: protein phosphorylation; microtubule-based process; positive regulation of apoptotic process.
CACACCCUGAUGUGGUGGAGUGGGUUAAAGUGCACCGGCCAAGCACAAGACAGUGGUGUGUGUCGCUUAAUGGCGGAGAGUCACACAGAGCCCAGAGCACAAAACUACUGCCAGGAGUAAACAGGAAAGUUAAGACGCCAGCGGAGUAUCGGUGGGACUGCGUCGGAGUGAGAGACAGAGACUGAGAGAUAGAGGAACAGAGAGAGAGAGAGGGAGGGAGGGAGAGAGAGACAGAGAGAGAAACAGAGAGUGUGAGAGAGAGACUGAGAGAGAGAGAGACACACAGAGAGACUGAGAAACAGAGUGAGACAGAGAGAGAGGGUCAGAGACAGAGAGGGAGAGAGAGACUGGGACAGAGAGAGACUGGGACAGAGAGAGAGGGACAGAGAGAGAGAGAGGGACAGAGACAGAGACAGAGGGACAGAGAGAGAGGGACAGAGACAGGGCGGGAGAUAUUGACUGGGAACUGAACGCUGUAAACUUCAACUGAAACUCACAUCGGGAGCAACGAGAAGGGACAGGAAAAGGCAUUUUUUUUUUCUUAAAACAAGAAGAGGUCUAUUUUUAGUCGGAGACUUUUUUCCCCCCAGGUUUGCUGGUUAAAUCGUUAUUUAUUUCAACUUUGCGAUUACUGAAGGUUGUUUUUUUUGAAAUAGUAUUCCUCUACUGCUGCUUGUGGGGAAGUUUGAACGGGCACAGACACACAGCGAGAGAGACAGAGACAGAGAGAGAGAGGGGGGAGGAGGUAAAACAGGAAACAAAAACUACCCGGACAAGUUUAAACCCAGAGUGGAUGUGUUCAGAUGUUGCGCCGGGCAUGGGGUCGGCUGUUCUAUGAAGAGGUAGAGAGCUUGGUUAGAGGAGGACAUUGGAAAGGAGGUGGGGGUCAGGAUGCUUGGCUUGUGAAUUUUUCCCCCCCCCAAUGUAGAUAAGGGAAUUCCUUGCACCCAAGACUAAGCAAGUUGGGGAGGAGGAUAUGAGGUUUGUUUUGUGAUAUAUAUAUAUAUUUUUUUUUCAAAUGAAGAUUUGGGAUCCUCGCACCCAAGGCUGAGGUGGGAGGAGGAAGGAUCUUUGUGUUGUGAUUUUUAUUUUAAAUUAAGAUAAGGAUCCUUGUAUCCAAGACAGAGGGAAAGGACUUUUGUCUUCUGAUUUUUUUUAAUGGAGUUUGGGAUCUUUGUAUCCAAGAUUGAAGGGGUCGGAGAGGGGGAAAGGACAUUUGUCUUCUGAUUUUGAUCAAGAUUGAGAUCCUAGUAUCCAAGACUGAGUUGGGUGGAGAACGAGACUGAUUGGACAUAAUGCUGAACAGGUAGGAGCGUAGAGCCAGAUCUUCUCUCCAUCCCUGAUGGAGCCUUUGAGAAACAUCAUCGGUAGGGCCUCCUGGACAUCUCAGAGGUCCCCAGCCAACAAGGAGAUAGAAGGAGCCUUUGUUAACCCCAUGUGGACAGCCCUGUUUGACUACGAGGCCCUGGCCACGGAUGAGCUCACCCUUCGCAAGGGGGACCAGGUGGAGAUCCUAUCCAAGGACUCGGCCAUCUCGGGCGACGAGGGCUGGUGGGCCGGCAAGCUCCGUGACCGGGUGGGCAUCUUCCCGGCCAACUACGUCUCGUCCGCGCCGGCGGCCUACGCCAAGCUGCCGGCCAGCCGGCAGGAGGAGCUGCCCACGCCGCGGGAGGUGGCCUUCAGCGAGCUGGCCCUCCAGGAGGUCAUCGGGGUGGGCGGCUUCGGCAAGGUGUACCGGGCCCGCUGGCGGGGCCGGCUGGUGGCGGUGAAGGCGGCGCGGCAGGACCCGGACGAGGACGUCAGCGCCACCGCCCAGAACGUGCGGCAGGAGGCGCGCCUCUUCGCCAUGCUCCAGCACCUCAACAUCAUCGGGCUGAUGGGCGUUUGCCUACAGGAGCCCAACCUCUGCCUCAUCAUGGAGUACGCCUCGGGGGGGGCGCUGAACAGGGCGCUGGCUGGUCGCAGGAUUCCCCCGCACGUCCUGGUCAACUGGGCCGUGCAGAUCGGCCAGGGGAUGCGGUACCUCCACGAUGAAGCCAUCGUACCUGUCAUCCACCGCGACCUCAAGUCCAACAACGGCGAGGACUCUUCCUUUGGCAUCAUAGUAAACCUCCUUAUGACUUUCAUACCCCAAAGUUGUCUGACGCUUUGGGGCGUGGAUGGGAGCUCCCCCUUUGUAUAA